This is a messenger RNA of Suillus plorans, 1053 nucleotides long. RefSeq lists its product as uncharacterized. Lineage: Eukaryota; Fungi; Basidiomycota; Agaricomycetes; Boletales; Suillaceae. The coding region runs from base 1 to 1053 and encodes 350 amino acids. The record is from RefSeq and is a predicted model, not a curated record. The transcript is spliced from 3 exons.
AUGGCAUCUACACAGGUUCCGACCUCGCUAUCUUCAUUCCCAGAAGAGCUUCUCGCUCGUAUACUUGCGUAUUGUGUAAUUCCUCCUCAAGUAUUCCCAGUUCGUCCACCUUGGCACAUCCAACCAAUAUUCUUUCCAUGUCCCUCAUCCUUAGCCCGUCCGACACCCUACACUAGUACACGUGCCCGAUUUUCGCCCUUGCUUGUUUCCCGGCAGUUCCUCCGCAUCGGUACUCCCAUAUAUUAUCAGACCCUCCACCUUCCGACGGCUGCCCAUGCUGCCCGCGUACUCGAGACGCUUGUCGCCCAGCCGGUUCUUGCUGGUGCAGUACGUCGUGUUGUGCUGGGCUGCGUGUCGCUAGAGGGCGCUCGUGUACUUCGGGCGUGUGAAAGGAUCGAAGAUGUGGAUAUUUGUAUAGAUGUUUACGAAGCUAAUCCUCAGGGAGAUGCAGCAGAUGAUCAGGAUGCCCAAGCCCUAUGCGACGCACUAGACCAAAUAGACUUGAAGCAUCUUACCAUUCGCAGAACUUCAGAUGCUUAUCUCACACUUACGCGCCCAAAAUACCUUCUUGAGCGCAUUGCAAAGGCUGUACCCGGCUGGUUUAACCUUGAGUCCGCUCACUACGCUCUCAAAAUCAGUUCGACACCAGCCACCAGGCCUUUGGCUGAGGCUCUGAGCCAUGCCCCCAAGCUACGCAGUCUUAAAGGGCAACUACCGGCGAUAUGGAAUGACUUGUUCCUCACCAUCUCUAAAAACCCGACUCUCGAACAAAUCGCAUUGUACGUAGAAGGUGUAGAUGGGAUUUUGCAUACAACCAUGUACAUGAUGGAGGCUAGGAAACACGCACACCUGAGCGAACUGAUCAAAAUUGGAACGUCAUUUAUCCGAACGAGGGCACAUACAACUGCUGCUGCAUUGCCGAGUCCACCGUCAACAAGACCAUCGACUCCUCUGAGCGCCAGCAGAGUGAAGGAGGUAGCUGCUGAGCUCAUGACUCCUGGGCUAAGCCACAACAUGUCCCUCCCUGUAGCGAGAAGUUCGCAUGUAUCAUGA